GAUCCAGCGCGGCAGCGGCUGGCGGCAGCGGCGGGGCGGGCACAUCGCCGGGGAGCGGAGUCGCGGCUGCGGGCAGGGAGAGGGAGCCCGCUCCUCUGGAAGCCUGGAGGCAGAGGUACCCUGGCUGCAAGGGGCUUGAGGGGAGGAGGAAGUCGAAUGUAGCCAAAUCUUUGUAGUUCUGCUAAAUAAUCAAGUGCCGAAGGCAAACCUUAGGCAGGAAGGGUAGAGAGAUGGAGCCUACUGUUUUGGAUGCCGGCUUGAAUUUUUUGUUUACUUUUCGGUUUUAACCACUGCUGAAUGUGGAUUUUGGGAGAGAACCGGAUGGCGGUUGUUCCGUUGUUCCUUGUUUGAAUUAAAUCUUAGUUCUGCUGCUUGUGGAUUAUUUUUAUUAUUACUAUUAUUUAUUUAUUUUUUAAAAGGACCUUUCCAGGUAGCUGACAAAAUGAAGCCUUUGUAUUUUUCAAUCAAUUAUACCUAAUACUGACAUUCUGUUGAGUACGAGAGACUUGUAAGUGCUGCCUCACUCAGAGGACCAUUAAAGACUUUCUCUUUCGCUCCAUGUAGCUGAAUGUGUUACGACACAUCUUUUCUCUCCCCCCCGAUCUUCCGAAAGAUUUUUCCAAAAUGAAGAAAUUUAAUUUUCGCAAAGUUUUGGACGGUUUAACUGCCUCAUCCCCUGGAGGAAGCAGUGGUGGUGGCAGUGGUGGUGGAAGCGGGGCUGGUGGAGGCUCCAUGCACCCAGGAGGGACUGCAGGAGCUGCAGGGACGCCCAGAGAUGAGAUCCAGGAGACGCUCACUUCAGAUUAUUUCCAGAUUUGUAAGACGGUUCGCCAUGGUUUUCCUUACCUACCCACUGCCUUAGCUUUUGACCCAGUGCAGAAAAUCUUGGCAAUUGGAACAAGGACAGGAGCCAUACGAAUAUUGGGCAGGCCUGGUGUUGAUUGCUACUGCCAGCAUGAAAGUGGCGCUGCAGUUCUGCAGCUCCAGUUCUUAAUCAAUGAGGGUGCUUUGGUCAGCGCAAGUGCAGACGAUGCACUUCAUUUGUGGAAUCUCCGACAGAAGCGACCAGCUAUCCUACAUUCUCUGAAAUUUAACAGGGAAAGGAUUACUUACUGCCAUCUACCUUUCCAGAGUAAAUGGCUUUAUGUUGGAACAGAGAGGGGAAAUACACACAUUGUAAAUAUCGAGUCCUUCAUUCUUUCUGGAUAUGUUAUCAUGUGGAACAAGGCAAUAGAACUAUCCACAAAGACUCACCCUGGGCCAGUUGUACAUUUAAGUGACAGUCCAAGAGAUGAGGGAAAACUAUUGAUAGGCUAUGAAAAUGGGACUGUCGUAUUCUGGGACUUACGAUCUAAAAGAGCUGAUUUAAGAGCUUAUUAUGAUGAGGCUAUUCAUUCUGUUGCUUGGCAUCAUGAAGGAAAACAGUUCAUGUGCAGUCACUCUGAUGGCAGCUUGACCCUAUGGAAUCUGAAAAGUCCUAACAGACCAUUCCAGACCACAAUUCCACAUGGAAAAAUUCAAAGAGAUGGAAAAAAACCUGAAUCUUGUAAACCAAUUCUUAAAGUAGAGUACAAGACCUGUAAAAACAGUGAACCAUUUGUGAUAUUUUCUGGUGGAUUGUCAUAUGAUAAGGCUUGUCGAAGACCAAGUUUAACAAUCAUGCAUGGGAAAGCAAUUACAGUUCUUGAAAUGGAUCAUCCUAUAGUUGAUUUUUUAACUCUUUGUGAAACCCCAUAUCCAAAUGAAUUUCAAGAACCCUAUGCUGUAGUUGUGCUUUUGGAAAAAGAUCUCAUUGUUGUUGACCUGACACAAAGCAAUUUUCCAAUCUUUGAAAAUCCAUAUCCUAUUGACAUUCAUGAGUCACCUGUUACCUGCACAGAAUAUUUUGCGGACUGUCCUCCAGAUUUGAUUCCUGUGCUCUAUUCUGUAGGAGCAAAACAUAAAAAGCAAGGAUACAGCAAUAAGGAGUGGCCUAUCAGUGGUGGAGCGUGGAACCUUGGAGCUCAGACAUAUCCUGAAAUCAUUAUUACAGGCCAUGCAGAUGGAUCAGUAAAGUUUUGGGAUGCUUCUGCCAUUACUCUACAGAUGUUGUACAAGUUAAAAACAUCAAAGGUCUUUGAAAAACAGAAAGUGGGAGACGGAAAAGCAACAGCUGAGAUUGUGGAAGAAGACCCAUUUGCUGUUCAGAUGAUGUACUGGUGUCCUGAAAGCCGAAUUUUCUGUGUGGCAGGAGUUUCUGCGUAUGUGGUUGUUUACAGGUUCAGCAAACAUGAAGUAAAUACUGAAAUUGCAUCAUUAGAGGUACGACUUCAGUCUGAAGUAGAAGAUAUUAUUACUCCUGAACCGGAAAUAAUUCCUUCAUUUCCAGAUGCCUCCUCCCAGCUUCCUUCUUUAAAGAGCCUUUCAGGCAGUACCAACACUGUAGGAUGUGAAGGAACAAUGAAGGAUAGUAUCCCAUGUCUUAGCGUUAAGACUCGUCCUGUGCGAAUGCCGCCUGGAUACCAAGCAGAUCUUGUUAUUCAGUUGGUGUGGGUGGAUGGUGAGCCUCCACAGCAGAUUACCAGUCUUGCUGUAAACUCUGCUUAUGGACUAGUGGCAUUUGGAAACUGCAAUGGUUUGGCUGUUGUGGACUUUAUGCAGAAGACAGUACUACUGAGCAUGGGAACCCUUGACCUAUAUGGAUCAAGCGAUCCAUACCAGCGUCAACCCCGUUCACCUCGCAAAAGCAGGCAGUUUGCUGCAGACAACUUUUGCAUGCGUGGCCUGUCUAACUUUUAUCCAGAUUUAACGAAACGGAUCCGUACUUCCUAUCAGAGCCUGACUGAACUCAGUGACAGUCCAGUUUCCCUGGAGCUAGAGCGUUGCAAGUCUCCCACUUCAGGUAAAGAUCACGUGAAUGGUCACUGUACAAGUCCAACAUCCCAGAGUUGCAGCUCAGGAAAACGACUUUCCAGCGCAGAUGUCUCCAAAGCAAACCGCCGCGGGCCUGGGCGGCCCCCAUUCAGGAAAGCACAGUCUGCAGCCUGCAUGGAGAUUUCUCUCCCCGUCACCACAGAAGAAAAUAGGGAAAACUCCUUCAGCCGUUCCCGAAGCUCCAGCGUGUCCAGUAUCGACCGGGACUCCAAGGAGGCAAUUACUGCUUUGUACUUCAUGGAGUCCUUUGCCCGAAAGAACGACUCCGCUGUCUCCCCGUGUCUCUGGGUUGGAACAGGCCUCGGUAUGGUCCUAAUCCUCUCCCUUAAUCUGCCUGCUAGUGAUGAUUUACGGCAGUCAGAGCCGGUCAUGGUGUCACCAAGCGGCACAGUUCUGACACUGAAAGGAGCUGUGCUGACCUUCGCGUGCUUGGACUGCAUGGGGACAUUGACACAUCCACCGUACGAAGUAUGGAGGGACCCACACAGUGCUGAUGACGGUGAAAAGACAAGGAGAAGGAAGCUUGUCAUGCAUUCCCCUUCCUCCUCCCAGGAUAUGGGUGAUCAUCAAUUUGCGGUCAUUUGUUCAGAAAAACAAGCUAAAGUCUUCUCAUUGCCUUCCCAAACAUGUCUUUAUGUCCACAACAUCACCGAAACGUCCUUUUUAUUGCGAGCAGAUGUGGUCACCCUCUGUAACAGCGUCUGUCUGGCGUGCUUUUGUGCCAAUGGGCACAUCAUGACACUGAGCUUGCCCAGCCUUCGCCCACUGCUGGACGUCAACUACUUGCCAGUAACAGACAUGAGGAUAGCACGGACCUUUUGUUUCACUAACGAAGGGCAAGCUUUGUAUCUCAGCUCUCCCACAGAGAUCCAGCGCCUGACUUACAGCCAGGAGAUGUGUGACAAUCUACAGGACAUGCUUGGGGAUUUGUUUACUCCUGUGGAAACACCAGAAGCCCAAAACAGAGGCUUUCUCAAAGGACUUUUUGGAGGAAGUGGACAAGCUUUUGACAGAGAGGAGCUUUUUGGCGAGGCCACAGCAGGAAAAGCCUCUCGCAGUCUUGCCCAGCACAUCCCUGGAUCAGGUGGAAUUGAAGGUGUGAGAGGAGCCGCAGGAGGCGUCAUUGGGGACUUGACUCGUGCACGAAUUGCCCUUGAUGAGAGAGGACAGAAGCUGGGAGAGCUGGAUGAAAGGACUGCGAGCAUGAUGGCCAGCGCCGAGGCAUUUUCCAAACAUGCACAUGAGGUGAUGCUGAAAUACAAGGACAAAAAGUGGUACCAGUUUUAGACUUUCACAGAAGCUACUUGUGGCUUUAAGAACACUGUUCAGGGAAGCGGCAGUCAUUCCCAAAUCUACCAGUCACUGGCCAGAGACAGGUUUUUUUUCUCCUAGAAGAUGUUUUCCUGUUACUAUUAUUGGAUUCAUCAUGGUGGGAGGCAAGGAGAAAUGUUACAGACCGUGAGAUGGAAGCUGAAAUGACGUGGGUCUUACUCCAGCAGCUGGCUCAUGCGGUAGACAAUUUUUUCCCGAAAGCAUCACUGUGGCAUGUAGUUUCUCAGAGGUAUGAACUGUGGGGAGUGCAUCUGGUUGAAAAUACUCUGUACAAACUCAAAUGUUAAUGCACUUACUUAUAAACCUUUGCAUGACUAAUUGACAUCUUAAAAAA
This is a messenger RNA of Strigops habroptila (Kakapo), 4579 nucleotides long. It is a transcript of the gene STXBP5L, whose product is annotated as syntaxin binding protein 5 like. The record is from RefSeq and is a predicted model, not a curated record. Gene Ontology annotation, cellular component: plasma membrane; SNARE complex; cytoplasm. Gene Ontology annotation, biological process: regulation of protein secretion; regulation of exocytosis. Gene Ontology annotation, molecular function: myosin II binding; syntaxin binding; GTPase activator activity. Lineage: Eukaryota; Metazoa; Chordata; Aves; Psittaciformes; Psittacidae. The transcript has 27 exons. Bases 625 to 4200 code for a protein of 1191 amino acids.